AUGGAUAAUAGCCAGAGGGCGGGUGAUCACAAAAGAAGAAAUCAAAAAUCAAGUUUAGCUGUUCCCAAUUAUACUAAUAUUAAUAAUGACAGUUCCAAUGAAGAUACUACUAGUGAAGAAGAUGAAAAUGAGGAGGAUGAGGAUGACAACGAGGACGAUAAUGAUAAUGAUAAUGACCAAAAUAAUGACAAUGACAAUGAUAAUGACAAUUAUUCAAUCGAUUCUAUUGACGUAGAACAACAAUCUAAUUCUCAGGUUGACAUAGAAGAUUUCCAAUUUUCAGAUGAUGAAAGUGAAGAGGAUAAUUUAGAUAACAUACAACUAAAUACUGAAAUAUCUCACGAGAUCGAAAUCUAUAAAAACUACAAGGCAGAAAUGAGACAUAAAUAUCGAUUGCUUCAAAAAAAAAAUAAGAGACUUGAAAAAUCGUUAGAGAAAAUUAAAUUACAAAAACUUGAAAUUUCUAAAGAAUUGAAAAGCUUGAAAACAAAUUAUGUAUCGAUUAAUAAAUUAGUUCAAUCAAGAGAUAAAGAAAUGCAAUUAUUAGAAAAAAAAUAUAAUCAAUUGUUUCAAGAAAAUAAAGUUACAAAUUCAGUCUUAUCAAAAUUACAAGAAACAGCAAAUGUUAGUAAUUUACAAGUUCGUGCCUUAAAACGAAUUGCUACUCCUGUAUUAACAUUAGAAAAUUUCACAAGAACUGUAAAUGAUUCAGAAUCCCUAUUAUACUGGAUACGAAAUGAAUUAGGUAUGAUAAUUAAUGACCAAACAAUUCACGAUGAUAUUUGUAUUGGAAUAAUGAGUGUUUGUAAUAAAUCAUCAGAAUUUGUACUGACAUUUUUAUUUGCAUAUGCCGUUUGCAAAUAUCGAUUGUUUCUUGGUGUAAUGCACGCAAGUUAUAAGAAUAAAAAUGAUGGUUCUACAAGAUUUCUUUCAUGUUUAUUUUGCCACAAAUUACAGUAUGAAAUGGUUGUUAAAGAUGGGGUUGUGAAAUUAGUGUCUAAGAGAACUAGUGAGGAAGUUGUUAACAGCACACAUACUUGCUCAGCACAGGAUCUGGUUAAAGUAACUCUUCUGAAAAAUAAAGCUAAGUCUAGCUCAUAUCGCCAUGACGAAAUAUCAUUAAAAAAUAAUUUAGACUCAUUAAUAGAAUGUUUUAAAAACGAUGGCUUAGCGUUAUUAACAUAUCAACGUGCGACAAAUGCUCGUGAUAUGGGAUUAAGCUCAAUCUCUAGAGCGUUGGUAUUAAUUACAGCACAUGCAGUUUUGAAUAUCCAUAAAGAUUCCCUGGCGGAAAAACAACAAAUGAUAAGGGAUAUUGUCGCCAAGAUCAUUAUAGAAUCAUUGGGAUUGACUGAAAAAUACCAAGAAAUGUCUGCGAUAGAGCCAACUUAUUUUCCAGAUCUAGAGGGUUUCAAACAUAAAUUUACUGAAAGUUUAAAAAGAUCUAUAGAUAAUGUCGUUAAAAAAGUGGACGUAAAUAUUGCAAGCUUUGAUAACAUGAUGGGCCCUUAA
Messenger RNA from Henningerozyma blattae CBS 6284, 1512 nucleotides. RefSeq lists its product as uncharacterized. The transcript has a single exon. NCBI's taxonomy places the organism in Eukaryota, Fungi, Ascomycota, Saccharomycetes, Saccharomycetales, Saccharomycetaceae. Bases 1 to 1512 code for a protein of 503 amino acids. The record is from RefSeq and is a predicted model, not a curated record.